This is a messenger RNA of Cicer arietinum (chickpea), 4033 nucleotides long. RefSeq names its product RNA polymerase II C-terminal domain phosphatase-like 1. The record is from RefSeq and is a predicted model, not a curated record. Lineage: Eukaryota; Viridiplantae; Streptophyta; Magnoliopsida; Fabales; Fabaceae. Gene Ontology annotation, molecular function: RNA polymerase II CTD heptapeptide repeat phosphatase activity.
AAUAGGGUGCAAGUACUAUUUUUGACCUUUCGUUUUCUGGAUCUAGGGUUUCUCCUUCUGACGAAUUGCUCUUGAAUCUCCAAUUCAUCAUCUUCACACACAAAAAAACCCAUCUUCAAACCCUAGUUACCAGCGCCACCUAAACAAUACUUUUUCAUCGCAAAAAAAAAAAAAUCAAAUCAAUCGCCUUCUUACGAAUCGGAGAUUCACGAUCACGCACACGCCUCAAGUUUUAGGGUUUCAUCGAAUAUUAUUAUUUUUUCACCCUAAUCGCCGUCACCGUCACCUUCAAUCACGGAUCUAAACAAAACGGCCUAAAUUUCAUUUUAUUUUAUAUAUAUACAUAUUUUCUUUCCGGUAAUUCAAAAAAAUCAGAUGAAAUCUUAAACCGUUCUUGACGGUAAUUAUGAUAUGAAUACUUUUUCCCUUACUUACGUGGAAUAUUGAUGAAAUUUCCAAAGACUUUGUGUUUGUGAUUUUGAUUUGAAGGGACCAAAAAAAAAAUGUAUAAAUCGUUGGUGUAUCAAGGGGAGGUGGUGUUGGGUGAGGUAGAUAUAUACCCAGAAGUGAACAACAACAACAAGAAUUUCAAGGAAAUCCGAAUUAGUCACUUCACGCAACCCAGUGAGAGGUGCCUACCACUUGCUGUGCUUCACACUAUUACCUCUUCUGGUGUUUGCUUCAAAAUGGAGUCAAAGACACAGCAGCAGGAUCCACUCUUUCACUUGCACAACUUGUGUUUCAGAGAGAACAAGACUGCUGUUAUGCCGCUGUGUGGGGAAGAGAUGCAUUUGGUUGCUAUGCAUUCGCGGAGUAAUGGAAGACCAUGUUUCUGGGGAUACAUUGUUGGCAUGGGACUUUAUAAUUCAUGCCUUAUGAUGUUAAAUCUCAGAUGUUUGGGUAUAGUGUUUGAUUUGGAUGAGACACUUAUUGUAGCAAACACAAUGCGCUCAUUUGAGGAUAGAAUUGAUGCGCUUCAGAGAAAAAUAAACUCUGAGGUAGAUCCACAACGAAUUUCUGGCAUGCAGGCAGAAGUCAAGCGCUACCUAGAAGACAAGAGUAUAUUGAAGCAGUAUGUGGAAAAUGAUCAGGUUGUUGAUAAUGGGAAAGUGUUAAAAGCUCAAUCUGAGCUUGUUCCGGCAUUAUCUGACAGUCAUCAGCCCAUAGUUCGACCACUGAUAAGGUUACACGAAAAAAACAUUAUUUUGACACGCAUCAAUCCACAGAUUCGCGAUACAAGUGUUCUUGUGAGGUUGAGACCUGCAUGGGAAGAUCUUCGGAGCUACCUGACUGCAAGAGGGCGCAAGCGUUUUGAAGUUUAUGUUUGCACAAUGGCUGAAAGGGACUAUGCACUAGAAAUGUGGAGACUUCUUGAUCCAGAUUCAAAUUUGAUCAAUUCAAAAGAGCUUUUAGGUCGCAUUGUAUGUGUUAAGUCUGGUUUGAAAAAGUCAUUGUUCAAUGUCUUCCAAGAUGGCUUAUGCCAUCCAAAGAUGGCUUUAGUAAUUGAUGAUCGCUUGAAAGUGUGGGAUGAGAAAGAUCAACCUCGGGUGCAUGUUGUCCCUGCAUUUGCUCCAUACUAUGCUCCUCAAGCUGAGGCAAGCAAUACUAUCCCUGUCUUGUGCGUUGCAAGAAAUGUUGCUUGCAAUGUUAGAGGCGGCUUCUUUAAGGAUUUUGAUGAUGGUCUUCUACAAAAGAUUUCUCAAAUUGCCUAUGAAAACAAUACCAGAGAUAUAUCUCCUGCCCCUGACGUGAGCAAUUAUUUAGUUUCAGAGGAUGAUGGAUCUGCUUCCUAUGCAAACAGAGAUCCAUUUGCGUUUGAUGGCAUGGCUGAUGCUGAGGUAGAAAGAAAAUUGAAGGAUGCAAUAUCAGCAGCUUCAGCUAUUCCUAUGACAACUGCCAAGUUAGAUCCCAGGCUCACUUCUUCUCUUCAGUAUACAAUGGUAUCUCCUGGUUCAGUUCUGCCACCUGCAGCCCAAGCAUCUAUGAUACCAUUGCCUCACACACAGUUCCCUCAACCUGCUACACUAGUAAAACCUAUUGGUCAAGUUGCCCCUUCAGAAUUGAGCUUGCAUAGUUCUCCUGCUAGAGAAGAAGGUGAAGUACCUGAAUCAGAAUUAGACCCAGAUACAAGGCGAAGACUUCUAAUAUUGCAACAUGGACAAGAUAACAGGGAUCAUACAUCUAGUGAACCUCCAUUUCCCCUUAAACAUCCCGUACAAGUUUCGGCCCGUGUACCACCACGUGGGGGAUGGUUUCCUGUAGAAGAGGAGAUUGGUUCCCAGCCACCAAACCGAGUAAUACCUAAAGAAAUUGCUUUAGAUUCUGGUCCAUCGCGUAUUGAGAAGCACCGGCUUCAUCAACAACCCUUUUUCCCCAAGGUUGAUGGCUCUAUUUCAUCUGAUAGAGCUCUCCACGAGACCAACCAAAGAUUGCCUAAGGAGAUGUACCAUAGAGAUGAUCGCUCAAGAGUAAGCCAUAUGCUCUCUAGUUAUCCAUCGUUAUCCGGCGAUGACACCCCCUUUGGUAGGUCAUCUUCCAGCCACAGGGAUUUCGACUCUGAAUCUGGUCAUUCUGUAUUCAAUGCGGAAACACCAGCUAUAGUAUUACAAGAAAUUGCACUGAAGUGUGGAACUAAGGUGGAAUUUACAUCAUCUUUGGCUGCGAGUAGAGAGCUGCAGUUCUCCAUCGAGGCAUGGUUUUCUGGGAAAAAAAUUGGCCAUGGUUUUGGCAGAACUAGAAUGGAAGCUCAAUAUAAGGCUGCUGAGGAUUCUAUUAAACAUUUGGCUGAUAUAUAUUUGUCGCGUGCUAAGGAUGAGUCUGGUUCUGCAUUUGGUGAUGUGAGUGGAUUUCCUAAUGCAAAUGACAAUGGUUAUGUGGGUAAUGUUAGUUCUCUUGGCAAUCAGCCAUUGCCUAAAGAGGAGUCAGUCUCAUUUUCAGCAGCAUCAGAUCCAUCAAGGGUUUUAGAUCCUAGGUUGGACGUCUCUAAGAGGUCAAUGGGUUCAGUCUCUGCCCUAAAGGAAUUGUGCAUGGUUGAGGGUCUUGGUGUCAAUUUUCUAUCACUGCCUGCUCCAGUGUCAACAAAUUCAGUAGAUGAAGUGCAUGCACAGGUCGAGAUAGAUGGCCAGGUCUAUGGUAAAGGGACUGGAAUAACAUGGGACGAGGCUAAAAUGCAGGCUGCUGAGAAGGCACUUGGAAGUCUAAGAACAACAAUUCACGGCCAAGGCAUUCAGAGAAGGCAGCUUUCUCCCAGGCCAUUUCAGGGAUUGUCAAAUAAACGUUUGAAGCAAGAACAUCCGCGAACUCUGCAACGAUUUGCAUCUUCUGGUAGAUAUCCCAGGAACGCUCCACCAAUUCCUUGACAAGAGCAUUGGGCUUUUCUAUCUUACUUACCGGUAUGACUGUUGGUUGGGGCUGCAUGUAUAUGUUACUGAUUCUACAAUGUGGAGGGUGGUGGCUGUCCGGUUGGACCAUUUCCACUUAAUGGGUGAGUGCUUGUCCUCAGUCUUUUUGUCACCGAGCUCAAUGCCAAUAUAGAACACGACAUUUUGUACCAAUGUAUGAUCCUCACCGAUGUGGGGCAAGACACUGGUCAAAGAUUGAUUUUGUAAGAUGUUCACAUGUUGGUGAUCCCAACUCCCAAGCAAUGCAGAAUUGGUUGUGUUGUGUGGAUAUAUGCUUUGAGACCGGUUCACAAGACAAGAUGAUGAGGCAAGUCCAAUGCAAUGCAAUGCAUACUCAAGAGGAACCAACCCAACCUAUUGGAACUGAGAAUUGAUUCAGCGUUUAUCUUUCUAACUCAAGUGAUGGUACAAGUACAGCCAUUCAGUACAGGUCCUUUUUUUUUUGGUUUUCAGUUUUCACUAACAUAACCGGGUAGUAGUUUUUCAUUCCACCAAUCCUAUCACCUCACACCCUCUAAAGACUCUGUUAUUAACGGAGCCUUUGAGAUUGGUGAAUUUGCAUAGUUUUGUAACUUAUAUUGAGAAUAAUAACAGUUUCCCAAUUGUGAUUAUCUGUCAAUUUUGUUCUGCAA